Hemisphaericaspora subhashii is the source of this 819-nucleotide messenger RNA. RefSeq names its product acetate uptake transporter family protein. Gene Ontology annotation, cellular component: plasma membrane. The record is from RefSeq and is a predicted model, not a curated record. The transcript has a single exon. NCBI's taxonomy places the organism in Eukaryota, Fungi, Ascomycota, Pichiomycetes, Serinales, Debaryomycetaceae. Bases 1 to 819 code for a protein of 272 amino acids. Gene Ontology annotation, molecular function: acetate transmembrane transporter activity.
AUGGCCGAUAUCUCAGACUCAGAAUCCAUCUCUUCUUAUGCCAAACUGCCAAUAGAAAUGAGAUCAGAAGAAGUGGUCCCUUUCAAGACUUGUACAGUCGCUGGUGAUAAUGGUGAAUACGUCGUUAUUGGUGAACAUAAAUACUUUAGACAUGAGUUAAUGCAAGCCUUUGGUGGUACUUUUAACCCAGGUUUAACUCCAUAUCCGAAAAGACAAUUCGGUAAUGCUGCUGCUAUUGGUUUAGUUGCAACCCAUAUGAAUAUUUUCGUUUUAGGUCUUUAUUUUAUUGGUGUUGGUGGUAUCACAGCUCCAAACAUGGCCGUUGGAUUGUUUAUAUUCAUGGGAGGUUUAACUCAAUUUUUAGCAGGUGUUAUGUGUUUGAUUGCUGGUAGUGAUUUUGGUGCUCUUGCUUUCACUAGUUAUGGAGCAUUCUGGUUAAGUUUUGGUGUUAUAUUUAUUCCUGGUUUCGGUAUUCAAGCCGCCUAUGCAGAGGAUCCACAACAAUUAAACACGGCUAUUGGAUUAGUUUCAGUUGGAUGGGCAAUUUUCACCUUUGGGGUCUUGAUGUGUGUCAUUAAGGCUACUUUAUCUUUCUUCUGGACCGUUUUAACUUUGGAAUUAACUAUUAUUUUAUUAGCAGCUGGAUUCUUAUCUGGUAGUCCUCAUGUCAUGAAAGCUGGUGGUGCCAUGGGUGUCAUCAACGCUGCUGCCGGAUGGUUUGAAGCAUUUGCUGGUAUUGCCACUAGACAAAAUUCAUACUUAGUACCAAAGGAAAUUCCACUUCAAAAGAUCUAUGCCAUGUUCUCAAGAAAGAAGUAA